Solea solea (common sole) is the source of this 1351-nucleotide messenger RNA. It is a transcript of the gene cradd, whose product is annotated as CASP2 and RIPK1 domain containing adaptor with death domain. Gene Ontology annotation, molecular function: protease binding; death domain binding. Gene Ontology annotation, biological process: signal transduction; regulation of apoptotic process. NCBI's taxonomy places the organism in Eukaryota, Metazoa, Chordata, Actinopteri, Pleuronectiformes, Soleidae. Gene Ontology annotation, cellular component: CBM complex. The coding region runs from base 309 to 974 and encodes 221 amino acids. The record is from RefSeq and is a predicted model, not a curated record. The transcript has 2 exons.
AAUGUUAGCCAAAACAUGGUAAAAACGGGGAUGUCCGGGAGAAAGUAAAGAAACGUGAAGUACGUGUUUACACACGUGCUGUGUGUUAUUUUAAAAGUGUGCUAAACUGAAGAGUGACAAUAAUUUGACAUAAAUUACACGUUUCUGAAAAUAACCCAUGAGAGGGGGAACGUGAACAUUGGUUCCGCUGGCGUGUUUCCAGUCGGACACAUAAACAGUGAGCCAGAUGUAGUUGGCUGGGAAGUUUUUUCGGCGUGUUCUAAUUAUGAUGUAAAUAAAGAGAUGAGAAAAGCGGUCAAAUAUUCGUCAUGUUGCCGGAACACAGAGCUCUGCUGCGGAGACACAGACUGGACCUGUCCGCUGAGCUGCUGGUCAGUGACUCCAUAGUUCCGUUUUUGUACCAGGAGGAGAUCCUGACGGGGUCUGAGGUGGAGAACAUCGAGUCUCAGUCCAACAACAGACUCAAGACCCUGAGGCUGCUGGAACUGCUCCCGAGCCGCGGGCCCCGGGCCUUUGACUGCUUUCUGCGGGCACUGGACGACUUCAGCUGGGUCAGAGAUAAACUGCUGCUGGAGCUCCAGACCAAACCAGCUGGACCAUCGAGAUCCGGACCCACAGACGUUCUCCCUCUUCCCGACUCCUUCCUCCAGAAGGUUCCUUCGGAUCGGGAGUUGUCCCGGCUGGCGGCUCGGCUCGGCGCUGCGUGGGAGUUGGUGUUGAUGGACUUGGGUUUGACCGCGGAGGCGUUGUUUCGCUGUCGGUCUGACCACGCCCACAAUGCUCACGGCGCAGCGCUCGCUGGCCUGGUUCAGUGGCGACGACGUGAAGGGAAGGAAGCCACGGUAAAGAGACUGCUAGAUUCCCUGCAUGCCGCUGAUGUCCAUCCGUCUGUCCUUCAAGACGCUCUGACAAGUAUCCAACAGGAUACUACAGGACGCACUGUUGCAGAAGACCAAGUGUCCUACAGGACGUGACAAAAGACCAAGUGUCCUACAGGACGUGACAGAAGACCAAGUGUCCUACAGGAAAUGACAGAAGACCAAGUGUCCUACAGGACAUGACACAAGACCAAGUGUCCUACAGGAAAUGACAGAAGACCAAGUGUCCUACAGGACACAGCAGGACGCUUUGACAUGAAAGAAGAUCAAGUGUCCUACAGGACGCUCUGUCACAGAAGACCAAGUGUCCUGCUUUUGUCUUACUUUUAGCUGUUUUUAGCUAACAUAAGCUCAGCUAUGUUUCGGGUAAGAGACACAGACUGUCACAGUAAAAACUUCAAAGCAUCAGGAGACAUGUUGACAUGACAUUAUGCUGUUCUUAACUGUUUGUCCAAAUAAAUCAUAUCAGAAUA